AUGCAUUCAACACUACCAGAGUACACCUCAAGGAAUGAAUUACUUCCCAAAUAUACUUCCUCGAUAAACCUUCAUGGGUUUGCGUUACUCAAAAUAGAGUUUUUGACUCCGUAUCAGUGCAACAAUGGAAAUAGAUCUUGGAAACCAGUACUUUUACAAAUAAACUCAACUCAACUAAACAUAUACAAUAUCAAUGCCGAUAAAAAGUUGAAAGAGUUGCUCGUCAUUUUGUACUUUGAGUUGAAUAGUUUAAAGCAGUUGACAGCUGACAUCAACACUGAGUACAAGAAAAACAAUGGGGUGGAUUUCAAUUCAAGUCAAAGUGAACCAGAUGAUUUCUUUUCUGAGGAUGCGUACGCCGGUAUCAGAAAGGAUAAUCCGUUUAGCGAAUCCAAGUUUGGAAAGUUAAAGAACAAGUUCAAGACGCAGAAGAAUCACAAGAUACUUUCCACCAUUACCAACUACUAUGAUAUAUUAAAAGACAAUCAAUUACUUUUCGAACCAACUAGCGGCGACAUCAAAGGCACCACAUUUGAAAAACUCAAAGGCUCAUUACUUCACUCAUAUUCACUAGCUCAUUUACAAGUUGGUGAAGCACCAUCAUUGAACCAAUUGAUUUCCGCCAUGUACAAAGAAGAUCAUUCAUCAUCGACGUCAAACAUAUCAUCAUUGGUCAAGUACAAAAACUCGCUUCGGCUAAGAAUUGAAUACAAACAAGUGUUGCUUCAAUUUUGGUCAUUUCAUGGAAUGGCUAGAUGGUUUAGGACCAUGACUAUUGGUAAAGAUUUGAGCUCACCGUUGGAGUCGAGAACUGUCACUAAUUUCAAGUCAAUCCCAUCAAGUUUCAAUCGAAGAAAUAAUACAUUGUUAGCAGCAACAGCUGCUGCCGCCACUUAUAAUAGGAAAAGACAUUAUAGCCAUGAAGUUGAUAACAAUACGAUACAACUGUUUAAAGAUGAACAGCGGACUUACAAGGACCGAAGUGCGUAUGUUAUAAACACAGAGGACGAAGAGGAUUCUCUGUUUGACAACGCACAACAAUACGCGAGACCAGAGUCCAUACUUUCAUCAAUUUCAUCGGUAGAAAAAACUGGUUACGUCAACAUCAAUGGGUUCAAGUUUGUAUCCAAUGAAAAUGCAUACACAACAUUAGAGAAGCAAUACAUAUCCAAUUGUGUUCCCGAUCUCAAUUCUUUUGACAAAUGGAAUGGAAAUCUCAUGACUAUAAGCAAUGCCGAAUUUUUUGUCAAAGAUGGAAGUGGCAACAAUGAGAGUGACAAUACGUUUAUAGGUUACAACAUACUAGGUGAUAUGGUUCAAAGAUUUGAUAGAAAAUCCUGCAACCUCAAUGAACAAAACAAGUCCAGUCACACAAGAACAUUCUUGAUACAACGGGAUGGUUUGGCCGAAGUUAAACAGGACGAGUGA
Messenger RNA from Lodderomyces parapsilosis, 1428 nucleotides. RefSeq lists its product as uncharacterized. The transcript has a single exon. Lineage: Eukaryota; Fungi; Ascomycota; Pichiomycetes; Serinales; Debaryomycetaceae. The record is from RefSeq and is a predicted model, not a curated record. The coding region runs from base 1 to 1428 and encodes 475 amino acids.